Messenger RNA from Clonostachys rhizophaga, 3231 nucleotides. NCBI's taxonomy places the organism in Eukaryota, Fungi, Ascomycota, Sordariomycetes, Hypocreales, Bionectriaceae. The record is from the annotation of a GenBank genome assembly.
AUGGCAGUAGUAGCGACCUUGGGCCAGGUGGCUUCUGAAUUCGCUACCGAGAUCGUAGAGCCCCAGACAUACACGCAGAGGGAGGAGCAGAUCAAUAGCAUCAAUGACUUCAUUCUCCAUCAGGCGCGGACCAUCCCAGAUACUCCUCUGCUGGAGUACCCCGGCACGGAACUUGGAGCCGCAGACUUUGUCGCUUACACUGCGAGGCAACUAGAUGAAUUCGCCGAUGAGGCUGCUAAAAACCUAGCUCGCCAGGGGCUGAAGCCCUCUUCGGCAAAGUCCACCAAGGCGGAGGUCGUGGGCUUGUUGGGGUCUUCCAACCUCGACUACAUUAUUCAUAUUCUUGCCUUAUCGAGGAUGGGAUUUUCUGUCAUGUUUUUAUCAACCCGCCUUCCAACAGAGGCCUUUGUUUCGUUGCUUGAAAAGACAGAGAGCACCCAGAUUGUGGCAGCUCCCAAGUUUUUGCCCACCAUCACAAAAAUACAGGACGCUGGCUAUCCUGUUCGAAGCUUCGAUCUUGCAGACCAAACCGUCUGGUCACAAAAGUCGAACAUUCCGACAAGGUUCCAACGCGAGACAGAGCUCAUUGACGAGGAAAAUACUGUCGCGUUUAUCGUGCAUUCCUCGGGGAGCACAGGCCUACCCAAGCCCAUCUAUCAGACACACAGGCAAUGCCUCAGCAAUUAUGCAACGGGCACGGGCAUGCGUGCAUUUGUCACGCUACCUCUGUUUCACAACCACGGGCUGUCAACAAUGUUCCGUGGGUUCGUCAGCGGGCAGCGUACGGCCAUCUACAACGCAAACCUGCCACUCACCAACGGUCAUCUUGUCGCGGCGAUGGAGGCCGCUGACUUUGAAAGCUUCCACUGCGUUCCCUACGCUCUCAAAGUAUUGGCUGAAACCAAGGAGGGUAUCAGGCAACUAGCCAAGGCUCGGCUGGUUCUGUUUGGAGGAAGUAGCUGCCCUGAUGAUCUGGGAGAUCUCCUUGUUCAAAACGAUGUCAACGUUGUGUCGCACUACGGAGCAACUGAAAUGGGCCAGCUCAUGACUUCUCAAAGGGACCCCAAGACUGACAAAUAUUGGAACUACGUUAGACCCCUGGAGAAGGUCAAGCCCUAUCUCUGGUUUGACGAGAUUACUCCUGGAAUUUUUGAGCUGGUGGUACUUGACGGGCUACCCACUAAGACUAUUUCCAACUCUGACGAACCGCCGAAUUCGUAUCGAACUCGAGACACUUUUGUGAAACACCCUACAAUCGCUGACGCCUGGAAAUAUCUUGGUCGUCUCGAUGAUCGCGUUACCCUUUUCAACGGGGAAAAGGUCCUUCCCGUCCCGUACGAGCAUCGUGUCCGGCAAAGCGAGCUGGUCCAGGACUGUCUCGUCUUCGGCGUCGGCAAGGCCUUUCCCGGCCUUCUUAUCAUGCCGAGUGAGCACGCUGCGGCUACAUCAGCUGAAGAGCUUCUGGACCAACUCUGGCCGAUCAUUGACGAUGCCAACGAAAAGGGAGAACAAUUCGGAAGAAUAUCUCGCGAGAUGGUGGCCAUCCUACCGGCUGGCACCGCCUACCCUCGAACAGACAAGGGCACAGUCAUUCGUGCUGCAUGCUACCAGCAUUUCAACGACCUCAUUGAAUCCGUCUACGAGAAGUUUGAGACUUCAGCAGAUGGCGGAGAGCGCCUAUCAUUAGAGAGUCCCGAGUUGCGGGACUAUUUGAGAAAUCUCUUCACUGAGCGGGUUGGCGUGCAAAUUUUGGAUAACGAGACCGACUUCUUCGCUGCUGGAAUAGACAGUUUGCAGGCUAUCAAUGCCCGUUCCCAUAUUGUUCGGGAAUUAGACCUAGGUGGCAAUGUCUUGGGCCAGAACGUGGUGUUUGAUUACCCAAACAUCACUCGACUUACAGAAUACCUGGUGUCUCUCAGAACCGGAUCCACGAUCGUGGAGAAGAAGGAAGAGGAAAUUAUGGAGGAACUUGUGGCCAAAUACGGCAAGUUCGAGCCAUUUAAAGCUGGUACUUCUGUCCCUGAAGGGGAAGUCGUCCUCCUUACCGGAGCAACAGGUUCACUGGGAGCACACAUUCUCUCGCAACUUCUUUCUCUUCCGCACAUUACCCACGUCUACUGCCUUGUGAGGGCCAGCUCUCCCACUGCCGCGCAAGAGCGAGUACUUGACUCGUUGAGUACCCGUGGGCUAUCACCUCAUCACAGCUCGGCUCAUGCCAGGAUCAUAGCCUCUUUAAGAGAAGGCGGCCUGCCAUCAUCCCAACACUCAGCCAAAUUCACAGCCCUACCUGCAGACCUAAGCCUACCUGAUCUUGGCUUAGGGUCAACAGUAUACGAAUCUCUACGUACUACAGUCACAUCCGUCAUUCACUCUGCAUGGGCUGUAAACUUCACCCUCAAAGUCCGGAGCUUUGAAGCGCAGCAUAUUGCCGGCCUCCGCCACCUUCUGGAUCUCUGCCUUUCCGUGCCAUUCAGCAGACCUGCACGCCUCUCUUUCAUCUCCUCCAUUUCUGCCGCAGCGGGAACACCAUCCCCUGGUCGGGUUGCAGAGACAUUUGUCAGAGAGUCAGCUCACGCGCAGAACAUGGGUUACGCUCGUAGCAAAUGGGUGGCCGAACACAUCAUCAAGGCCGCUGCGUCGUCUACCGGGAUGGAAGCUCGCGUUCUUCGCUCAGGCCAAAUCAUUGGUGACUCGGUUAUGGGGCUUUGGAACAGCACUGAAGCUAUCCCACUCAUGUUCCGUGCGGCUGUCACUUUGGGCGCAUUGCCGGCCCUGGAUGAGACACCAUCGUGGCUGCCGGUUGAUAAGUCCGCUCGGGCAGUCCUGGAGCUGACAAACUUGGCAGAAGGGGGCAGCAAGGUAGAGGGCUAUUUCCAGCGGCGAGAGGAUUCUGACGUUGUAUAUCACGUUCAGAACCCUCACACAUCGGAGUGGACAAAGGACAUCCUUCCUGCUCUUGCAGCUGCUGGGCUGGAGUUCGAGAUUGUGGGCCAGCGUGAAUGGGUGCAGCGGCUUCGCGACGGCGAGCAGGAUCCAACGCUGAACCCGACGGUGAAGUUACUUGACUUCUUUGCCGAUAAGUAUGACAAUGACAAGCCUGGGAGGAGCGGCUUGGUGUUUGAGACACAGAAGACAGAAGACAGGAGCCAGGCAAUUCGGGGUGGAUUUGAUGUUGUUAAAAGCGGGCUGCUCGCAAAGUGCGUCGAAAACUGGAAAAAGGCCUGGUCAUGA